CGGCGGCGGCCGGGCGGGCAGGCGAGGCGAGGCAGGGAUGGCGGACCCGGCGGUGUGCAGCUACCUGUCCAAGGUGCUGUGUUCGCGGGGCGGCUGCGUGCGCCUCUCCGAGCUGCCCCAAGAGAUGGGGCUGCCUAUGAGCCAGCUGCGGCAGGUCCUGGAAGACGCCGGGCAGGCGCGCUUUCUGGUGGUCCGGAGAGGCGGCGAUCAAUGCGUGCUGGCCGUCUCGGCUGCCCGCCUCUGCGUCCGCCAGGUCUGCGUGGGCUGCGAGCGGCUGCACCUCUGCAAGCUGAACCUCCGCGGGAGAUGCCGAGUCCAUGCUUGCAAGUAUUCGCAUGAUAUUUUCUCAGAAACUAACCGGCAAGUUUUGAAAAACCACGAACUGUCUGGCCUGAAUGAAGAGGAAUUGUGUGUUUUACUUUUACAAAACGAUCCUUUUCUUAUACCUGAUGUGUGCGGUGCCUAUAACAAAGGGGGAGGGAGCUGCACUCUGAAAGAGAAUUGCUCCCGGCUUCACAUUUGCCGCUACUUUCUCAAAGGAGAAUGCCGAUUCCCCCAUUGCAAGAGGUCUCAUAAUCUUCUGGACUCCCAUCCUACGAGUCUGCUGAUCUCCGAAGGCCUGGAUCAAGAUACAAUUUGGAACAUUCAAGCCAUUUGUGAUGCCAGGAUUGCUGCCUUCAUGAAUGACCUUAGAACCCCAAAUUGUGCGGCUGCAGCAGAGAAAGAAUACUUAAACAUGCGUCCAAAAACUGAGAGAUAUCCGGUACCUUUUAACGCAAAUAAUUUUGUGAAAAUAGAUCAGCCUGACCAAGGUCUAAAAAGAGCUCCUGCUCCUAAAUCUCCAAAUGCAGAGAAGGAAAAAAGCGACGAAAUCUGUCUGCACUAUGUCUGGCAGUUCUGUAAAAAUAAAAAUAAUUGCAGCAUGCUCCAUUAUGAUCUUCCUUAUCGGUGGCAAAUCUUCACCAACAAUGGCUGGAAGGAUCUUCCCAGAAGAGAGGAAAUUGAAAAGGCUUACUGUGACCCAAAUAUUACCAGGUUUCCAGAUCUAGAUCUAGAUUUCACGACCAUGACUUCUGUCUCUCCUCCAAUUCGGCGCCUGUCCACUGUGUCGUCCGUCACCAAAGAGCCGAAGUUUGUCAUGACAACCAAGUGGCUGUGGUACUGGAGGAAUGACCAGGGCCAAUGGAUCGAAUAUGGGAAACAGGACAAGCAAUUCCAGCCUGCCAGUCUAACUUCAGAUGACCUGGAGAACCUUUACCUAGCAGACCCAAAUGGAAGUAUCCAAUUUGAAGCUGGCUCUCAGAAAUAUUUGCUGAACUUUAAAAAUAUGACCCAGAAAAAUGUGAAUUAUCCUACCCAACGGGAGGUCCGAAGACGUCCCAAGUUUGUUUCCUCUGAAGAUGUCAAGUCAAAGAAAGGACACACAGCAACAGCAACAGCAACAGCAACAGCAGCAGCAGCAGCAACAACAACAACAACAACAACUCCUGCACGCAUAACGUCUCCCGUAACAACUCCAACUUACCCUCCAAACUGGGAUAACACAGCUCUACCUGCUAUUGGAUACGCGGUCAUUGAACUCAAGAGAGGUUCUCCGGAGUUCUUGAAAAUUGAGAAUCUCUUUCAGAUGACGAUGAAAAACUAUAAAAUCCGCAAGAUAGAACGAAUUCAGAACCCAUCUCUUUGGCAAGUCUACCAGUGGCAAAAAGAGCAGAUGAUGAAGAAGAAGAUUGGACAGUUUAUUGACGAAAGGCUUCUCUUCCAUGGGACAAGCCCUUCUAGCUUGAAAGCCAUCUGCACAGACAACUUUGACUGGAGACUCUGUGGCACAAAUGGGACCGUUUAUGGGAAAGGAAGCUACUUUGCCAGAGAUGCCAGUUAUUCAGAUAACUACUGUCCGGUGAAGGAGGAUGAGAAGAUGAUGUUUUUAGCUCAAGUUCUAGUGGGUGAAUUUGUCGUGGGGCAUCCGAUAUACACUCGCCCACCAGCGAAAUUGACCGACGUGCUCAACUCUUACGACAGCUGUGUGGAUAACACAUUAAACCCAUCGAUCUUCGUCAUUUUUGAGAAGCAUCAGGCUUAUCCUGCGUAUCUUAUCUUUUACAGGGAAGAAAAGAAAUGUAUUUUAUCUUAAAAAGAUGCCUUUACAUUACCAUAAUCUUCUUAGCAGUUUAAAUGCCUAUGGCCCUCUUUUUCAAAUCAACCCAAUUUUAUAGAACCAAUCAUAUACCUUCAGCGGAGUAUGAAAGGCUGAAUCGCUAUUGUUGAUGGAUAGAAACGCAACUCUAUUUUUAUCACAAAGAUGUUUUAAGAAAGAAUACCGAAAAUUUGUAAAAAAAUAAUAAUUAUGGGGUUUUAAUCCAUUUUUACUAUCUUCGUUUCUUAGUAAACAAAGUUUUUUUCCCCUUUAGCUUUUAAUAUAUGACGUUUAUUAUGGAUGGGUGUUUAAUCCAUCAAUAAGGCUGGACAAACUAUUGUCCUCCUAGACGGAUGCAAAUUGUUAUUACUGAAGACAUACAGUGAGUGAUUAUCAAAAGAAACUCCUGUUUGCUCCGCGUAUACAUGUAAAGUUCGCAUCAGCCAUAAGAUCCAGUGGUUUAAAAAUAUACCUGUGGUUCUGGAUCCGUGAUGAAAAGUUCUUCGUUUUCUAUUUCAGCUAACACAAUCAUGUUUCUAUGCAUAUCCUCCUCCGUUUUCUCUUUUAAUGAUUUGAUGUAACGCUUUCUGGCAAUUUUCCAAUUUCAGCAGUUUCGUAUUUUCAGUUUAGCAAACAUGUGACCCUCGCUUUUUCAUUUUAGACAAGAUUAGUAUUACAUUUCCUUGUUUUUUGCAUAUUGGAUUAUACAACAUGAAUAUUGGGAAAAUGCGAUGCUAAUUUUUGCCAUUUGGCUUGAAAAACGUCAUUGUGGUAAUAGAAGUGCUAGGAUUGGGGAUGGCGUUAAACCCUGGAUAUCAAGAAACAUGUAGUUGUGCCUUAGAAAGAAAACCUCUGCCACUUUAUAAAGAUAAUCCUUGAACUGAUGAGCCUUUUGUUCAGUGAAUAAUGUUCCUAAGCAAAGAGACUUAAGACCCAGACCUGAAGUUAACAGCUGUUGCAGUGUCACUCACGUGGUCAGAAUUCGGGGACUUGGCAGCCCAUUCACAAUUAUGACUAAAGGGGCACUUUAACUCUCACCACCAACUGCCUCUCUCCCCUGUUUAUAUGCCCUCCUGCUCUGCACUCUACCACCUUAGCUGAUCUCCUCAAUCUUGCACCUACUGCUAAUGAGGGGAGCUGGCCCUGGCUACUGAGCUGGACUUUGGCUGCGGAAAGAAAAAUAAAUGCCAAAAUCAGUCUGAACCACAGCAUACCAAACUAGGCACUGGUUUUGGGGGUUUUUUCUUUCCCACACCUGGCAGCUGGGCACGCCUCAUAGCAGUGGAAUUAAGAAAAUGGCAGAGUGCAGGUGGCAGGGUCUCGGAGUGUAAGGAGCAAGGGUGACUGGGAUGAGAUGGCCGUGGCUUCCGAGGGAUAUUGCCACUAGUCCCCGAAUGGUACAGUUCUAGAGCUGCCCGCCACCCCACAAAGGCAGGGCGCAGGGCAGCCAAAAGGAACAAGAUGGAUGGAGUGGGGGAGCUGAAGACAAGCCCCUUACCAAGGCUCAGGGCUGGGUGAGACCAAAGUGAUUUGGCUUGGUGUGGGUAGUCGCUUAAUGACUGCAACAAGGAAGACCCUGAUUGCUGUCGUAAGUCGGUGUAGUCACAUAAUUUACAAUCCCUUCGUUUGGCGACAGAAAUUCCUGUGGUCCUAAAUUGAGAGCUUCUGUACUGAUUUUUUUGUACUACUUUUUUACUUCCCUGCUAAAAUUGCUUCAUGAAUAAAAUGUUAAUUUUA
Pantherophis guttatus is the source of this 3874-nucleotide messenger RNA. RefSeq names its product protein mono-ADP-ribosyltransferase PARP12-like. Gene Ontology annotation, molecular function: NAD+ poly-ADP-ribosyltransferase activity; RNA binding; metal ion binding. Gene Ontology annotation, biological process: positive regulation of type I interferon production; positive regulation of mRNA catabolic process; response to virus. Gene Ontology annotation, cellular component: nucleus. Lineage: Eukaryota; Metazoa; Chordata; Lepidosauria; Squamata; Colubridae. The record is from RefSeq and is a predicted model, not a curated record.